AUGACCCUAGACGCCCGUUACACCGUCCGCACAACAGACAACCAUUAUCUCUACAUUCGCGCACACGGGCUCUAUCGGCCCGGUCCAGGCACGGACUAUGCAAGGCAGGUGGAAGCCAAUCCAGAAACAGUUCCACCGGGGACAGUAUCGCAGGACGACGUCGAGUUCUUCUCGCAUUUACGGAUUGAGACGGGGCCUGGGCCGUACAACUGGCUGAACGGGUUGGUAUGCCUUGGAGUAAUGACAUGCGAGAGGGAGAAAAUUUGGAUUGACGCGUACCACUUGACCAAUUUCCCGGGCGUUCGGCCGGAGGAUGUGGUGGCGCGGUGA
This is a messenger RNA of Penicillium riverlandense, 330 nucleotides long. RefSeq lists its product as uncharacterized. NCBI's taxonomy places the organism in Eukaryota, Fungi, Ascomycota, Eurotiomycetes, Eurotiales, Aspergillaceae. The record is from RefSeq and is a predicted model, not a curated record. The coding region runs from base 1 to 330 and encodes 109 amino acids. The transcript has a single exon.